GCAGUUUUCAGGGUAUCCCUCAAUGAAAACGGUGUGAGCCGGUUUGUUCGCACCUGCUUCACCCGGUUGCAAAUUAUAUAAGUAUGUCCCAGCUCCUAUUUUCCCUUUUAUACCAUAACAGUUUUCAGUCUCACCUUUUUAUUUUACAAAUAUCCACCUAGGAGCCAAUAUCUUUUACCGUCUAUUCUCAACUAAAACCUACGCACAGGUACCUGUUUUAAACCGCGACAUCUUCAUGGAGCACAACUGGCUGACGGCUUUCCCGGGUUCGAUGAGCACCCCACCUGACUAUUCGAGAGGAAAUAACAUCUUAAAUUCCUCUCAUCCUCAGCAACAGGAAGGUUACUUGGUUGCCCUCCCUACAGAUAUGCCCUUUGAGGUCCCCAAGACUGAUUUAAAUUUUGGCUAUUCCAGUAACCCAAGCUUUCUAGGAAAUAGCUACAUCUUUGGUAACUCCCAGUUCAACCUUUAUCAUCACCAAGCACACCAGCUACAAUAUCCUCACUCGUUUCAGCUAUUCCAACAGCAACAGUUUCAUACGCCAUCUCUGAUUUCCGCGUACCCCUCUCUUCCUAUUCAAAAAAAUCUCAAUGAUCAGUUUAAUAACAGUAGCUGCCAUAGCUCCAUACCCUUCAAUACUGCUCCCGCAACUUCACCAAUCUUCCGCUCCAAGGACCCAAACAAAUCUUUGUCGUGCCGACAGGAAAAGGCAGAGGGUCUGAACUCAGUUAGCGCAAGUUCUUACGACGGGCAUAAAACCUUUAGAGCGGUUUAUAUGUCUACAAACUCAUCGUACUCUGGAUCGUCAUACUCUUCCAAUGGAAAGAUUUCAAAGGACGGAGAAAAGAAAUCGGUUAUGAAGAGAUCCCGUAUGGGCUGUUUAACCUGCCGGUCGAGAAAAAAGAGAUGCUGUGAAUCCAGGCCAGAAUGCUAUGAAUGUAGGAGGCUUGGGUUCAACUGUGUCUGGCCAGUUCCUGGAAGUGAGCACAAAAAUAGGAAUAGGGCGGCCCGUCUAGAAGAAAGUAUGAUGGAUCACGCUGAAUUUUUUAAAAUUAAAGUUCUCAGGGGUAUUGUUGAGUAUAGAAUUACCGGAUAGGGUUGUACGAUAGCUUCACCACUCACUCCAUGAAACAGCAUCCAAUACCCUCAUACAUGCUGUGUAUUUUCUUUUAUUGUCAUAUAUAGCUUUCUUUCGAUACCUAAGGAUUUUUAAAAUUAAUGAUUAGCCUU
Molecule: messenger RNA, 1230 nt
Organism: Babjeviella inositovora NRRL Y-12698
Lineage: Eukaryota; Fungi; Ascomycota; Pichiomycetes; Serinales
Gene: CZF1
Product: Zn(II)2Cys6 transcription factor CZRF1
Exons: 1
Coding region: 236-1096 (286 amino acids)
Biological process (GO): regulation of DNA-templated transcription
Molecular function (GO): zinc ion binding; DNA-binding transcription factor activity, RNA polymerase II-specific
Source: RefSeq, a predicted model, not a curated record